AUGAACGUGAAGAUGUAUCUUGGCCUCCUAAUUGCGUUGGGAUCAAACUUAUCAGUCCAAUCUGCUUACUACACCAAAUCUUCGAAGAAUGUGGCUCUUACCACCUGCUCGAAUCCUGGAACCCUCGCUCUUACCUUCGAUGAUGGACCUUAUCUUUAUCAAAACGAAAUUUCUGACUACCUCUAUGAUCGAGACAUCAAAGGUACAUUCUUUGUUAAUGGAUAUAAUUACGAUUGCAUCUAUGAUGAGGAGGUCGUCGAACACCUGAGACACACUUUCGCCCAGGGCCACUUGAUUGGCUCACAUACCUGGUCGCAUGCAAAUAUUAGUACUUUGUCAGCCCAUGAACUUCAUGAGCAACUUGACUUGUUGGAGCGAGCCUUAAAAAGGAUUCUAGGAAUCAAACCUAAAUUUUUCCGAGCACCUUACGGCGAUCAUACUGAGGAAAAUUUAACAAUAUUAAGACAACGAGGAUAUGUGGUGGUCGACUGGUCAAGUGACUCAGGAGAUUCAGUGGGUGCUUCGGCUGAGGAAUCAAAUGCCAUGUAUUCCCAACUGGCGGAGAAGUAUCCAGCCCCUCAGAUCGCGCUGAACCACGAGACUUACGAAGAUACGGCUCGUAAAGUCACGCCACAUGCUGUGACUGUCCUGCAAAAAGCUGGAUAUAAGCUUAUGCACGUAUCGGAAUGUCUUGGAAUGGGAAAAAGGCUCGAAGAUAUUUAUCAAUGGGUUGGAAAGCCAUCCAAAAGAGAUUCAUCGUGGACAUGCGAAGGAACUCCAAAGCCAGGGAAUUGA
This is a messenger RNA of Puccinia triticina, 795 nucleotides long. RefSeq lists its product as uncharacterized. The record is from RefSeq and is a predicted model, not a curated record. The transcript has 6 exons. Gene Ontology annotation, biological process: carbohydrate metabolic process. Gene Ontology annotation, molecular function: hydrolase activity, acting on carbon-nitrogen (but not peptide) bonds. Bases 1 to 795 code for a protein of 264 amino acids. Lineage: Eukaryota; Fungi; Basidiomycota; Pucciniomycetes; Pucciniales; Pucciniaceae.